Messenger RNA from Penicillium subrubescens, 399 nucleotides. RefSeq names its product ubiquinol-cytochrome c reductase complex assembly factor 2. Gene Ontology annotation, cellular component: Cbp3p-Cbp6 complex; mitochondrion. The transcript is spliced from 2 exons. Bases 1 to 399 code for a protein of 132 amino acids. Gene Ontology annotation, biological process: mitochondrial respiratory chain complex III assembly. Lineage: Eukaryota; Fungi; Ascomycota; Eurotiomycetes; Eurotiales; Aspergillaceae. The record is from RefSeq and is a predicted model, not a curated record. Gene Ontology annotation, molecular function: ribosome binding.
AUGGCUAAGCCACAGACCCUCAACCCACGCUCCCUCCAAACUCGCCUCUCCCACAUCCUCCAACACUGGCCCUCAGACGCCGUCCGCCCAGCCUCAGUCUCAGUCCAAACCUAUCUCCAAAACCAACUAGGCCAGAACCAACCCACAAACACCUCAUCACAGUCUCCCUCCACUACAUCAAAGUCCACCCCUAAGAUCUCCGAGUCCUCCGUGAACGCGCUGUCCGCACUCCUAGAAAACCGCUUCGCAAACAGAUACCCCCUGUCGGAAAAGAUUCGCUACCCGGCUAGUGACCCGGAGCACUAUGAUAAUCUGAUUCGGGAGUUUGCGGAGGCGCCGAAUCGGGAUUGGUUUGGAAGGUUGAGGAAGAGAUUGGGUGGGUUGUUGCGGUUGCAGUGA